Molecule: messenger RNA, 1481 nt
Organism: Choloepus didactylus (southern two-toed sloth)
Lineage: Eukaryota; Metazoa; Chordata; Mammalia; Pilosa; Megalonychidae
Product: pre-rRNA-processing protein TSR1 homolog
Exons: 8
Coding region: 1-933 (310 amino acids)
Biological process (GO): ribosome biogenesis; endonucleolytic cleavage of tricistronic rRNA transcript (SSU-rRNA, 5.8S rRNA, LSU-rRNA); maturation of SSU-rRNA from tricistronic rRNA transcript (SSU-rRNA, 5.8S rRNA, LSU-rRNA)
Cellular component (GO): preribosome, small subunit precursor
Molecular function (GO): U3 snoRNA binding; GTPase activity; GTP binding
Source: RefSeq, a predicted model, not a curated record
AUGGGUGUAGUCAGAUUUCAGAAAUACAGAGGCCUGAAGAGCUUCCGGACAUCUCCAUGGGAUCCCAAGGAAAACCUUCCUCAAGAUUAUGCUAGGAUCUUUCAGUUUCAGAACUUGACUAAUACUAGGAAACGCAUCUUUAAAGAGAUUGAGGAAAAAGAGGUUGAAGGAGCUGAGAUUGGCUGGUAUGUGACAAUUCAUGUCUCUGAAGUCCCUGUCUCAGUGGUUGAGUACUUCAGGCGAGGAGCACCCUUGAUUGCAUUUUCCUUAUUACCUCAUGAACAGAAGAUGUCAGUAUUGAAUAUGGUAGUGAGCCGACACCCUGGCAACACUGAACCUGUGAAAGCCAAAGAGGAGCUGAUCUUCCACUGUGGAUUCAGGCGCUUCCGAGCCUCACCUUUAUUCUCUCAGCACACUGCAGCGGAUAAGCAUAAAUUUCAGCGAUUCCUGACUGCUGACGUGGCCCUGGUAUUAACAGUGUAUGCCCCAAUCACUUUUCCUCCUGCAUCUGUGCUGCUUUUCAAACAGAAUAGCAAUGGAAUGCACAGCCUCAUUGCUACAGGCCAUCUGUUGUCAGUGGAUCCGGAAAGAAUGGUCAUCAAGAGGGUUGUUCUGAGUGGUCAUCCCUUCAAAAUUUUUACUAAGAUGGCAGUAGUGCGAUACAUGUUCUUCAACAGAGAGGAUGUGCUGUGGUUUAAACCGGUGGAACUGAGAACAAAGUGGGGCCGCAGGGGACACAUCAAGGAGCCUUUGGGUACUCAUGGCCACAUGAAGUGCACUUUUGAUGGGAAGCUAAAAUCUCAGGACACAGUACUAAUGAACCUCUAUAAACGAGUUUUCCCCAAAUGGACUUACGAUCCAUAUGUUCCAGAACCAGCAUCUUGGGUGAAAAGUGAGAUUUCUUCAGCAAUUCCUGAAGUGGACAUGGAGUAAUAGAUUCAAAGGGAUUCAUAUUGCCAGUUAGCCCUCUAGGGUCAGGAACCUACAGGUUGUAAUAUGGCAAAGUUGUUUUCUACUUCAGCCUAUAGGCCUUUCACAAAUGGUUCUUCUUGACCUUGGCAAGGGGUCUCAGUUAAAUAAGUAUGUUUUUCUAUUACUACUUAGUCCAAAAAACUAUUAAAUCUUACUCAAUAAUAGCAACUCUUAAUUGGGAUUUUGAAAACUAUUUAAGAGGGGAUGAUUGAAAGUUGACAGUUUAUGACAAAGACAAGAAAACAAAAUUUCCAAGGGUCUAGAGACACUAAAUCCCAUCUCCUCUGUUAGCAUAGAUUAAACAGAAACAGAUGGAUGUGGAGCUGGUGUUUCAGCCUGUUUCACCCAAGUUAGGGAGGUUAGGUCUACAUUUCCACCACUGAGCACAAUACAAAUGUUCUUUACUUCUGGGGAAACUGUUUGAAAACGUUGAGAUAGCACAGCAGCCACUCCAACACCAGCGGUAGGUUCAAUGAGUAGUUUCAUCCUCUCCCACACCAGCUGGGUUG